GGAAAGUACAUAUUUUAUUGCAGGAAUUAAUUUACUUGCAUAGUAGGUGUACACGCGUAAACUUCACAGUUUACGACAGGUUCCAGAAGAUGUCUUCUCUGAAGAGUUACGAUAAUACCGAUCCUUUGGUGCAGUAUUGUGUAAAUCAUUCAUUGAGAUUAACCGACGUGCAAAAACGACUGAAUGACGCAACUCUGCAGCACCGUAGAGCGGCGAUGUUGGGGGCUCCUGAAGUUCUGCAGCUCAAUGCCAACAUAAUGCAGGCUAUCGGGGCAAAGAAAGUACUAGACAUUGGGGUGUUCACAGGCGCCAGUUCACUCUCUGCUGCUCUGGCACUGCCUCCUAAUGGGAAGGUUCACGCCCUAGACAUAAGUGAAGAGUUUACCAACAUAGGCAAACCGUAUUGGGAGGAAGCUGGAGUUAGCAACAAGAUAAGUCUGCACAUCGCUCCAGCUGCUGAGACUCUCCAGAAGUUCAUUGAUGCAGGGGAAGCAGGCACCUUCGAUUAUGCUUUCAUUGACGCCGACAAGGAGAGUUAUGAUCGAUACUAUGAACUUUGCCUCAUUCUCUUGCGCCCUGGUGGAGUCAUCGCCUUCGACAACACACUCUGGGAUGGAGCUGUGAUCGACCCCACUGAUCAAAAACCUGGCACGCUUGCUAUCAGGAAAAUGAACGAAAAACUGAAAGAUGACCAGAGAAUUAACAUCUCAUUCCUGAAGAUUGGUGAUGGCUUGUCUCUCUGUUUUAAAAAAUGAAUAGUUUUCCACCUGAUAGGCACACAUCUUCCGCAGUAGUAAUUCAUGUUUCAGGAGAAUGCAUUGACAAUGAUUGGAUAAUUUGACCCCAAAUGCAGUACAAGCAUGAAAUGUAUUUAAACCUUUUGCCUAUCAUUUACUACCCCUUCAUGCAGCGUGUGUCAAAUAAACAUCGUCCAUUG
Messenger RNA from Penaeus chinensis, 937 nucleotides. RefSeq names its product probable caffeoyl-CoA O-methyltransferase 2. Gene Ontology annotation, molecular function: S-adenosylmethionine-dependent methyltransferase activity; O-methyltransferase activity. Lineage: Eukaryota; Metazoa; Arthropoda; Malacostraca; Decapoda; Penaeidae. The transcript has 5 exons. Bases 90 to 755 code for a protein of 221 amino acids. The record is from RefSeq and is a predicted model, not a curated record.